Messenger RNA from Ctenopharyngodon idella (grass carp), 1339 nucleotides. Its product is annotated as histone H2B. The transcript has a single exon. Gene Ontology annotation, cellular component: nucleosome. The record is from RefSeq and is a predicted model, not a curated record. NCBI's taxonomy places the organism in Eukaryota, Metazoa, Chordata, Actinopteri, Cypriniformes, Xenocyprididae. Bases 60 to 434 code for a protein of 124 amino acids. Gene Ontology annotation, molecular function: structural constituent of chromatin; protein heterodimerization activity; DNA binding.
CGUCGAUGUAGUGCUCCUGAGUUCACAUUGAUUUGUCAAGUUUGUGCUCAAGCUGAAUCAUGCCUGAACCAGCGAAGUCUGCGCCUAAGAAGGGCUCCAAGAAGGCCGUCACCAAGACCGCCGGUAAGGGAGGAAAGAAGCGCAAGAGGUCCAGGAAGGAGAGUUACGCUAUCUACGUCUACAAAGUCCUGAAGCAGGUUCAUCCUGACACCGGUAUCUCUUCCAAGGCGAUGGGCAUCAUGAACUCUUUCGUCAACGACAUCUUCGAGCGCAUCGCCGGUGAGUCGUCUCGUCUCGCUCACUACAACAAGCGCUCCACCAUCACUUCUAGAGAGAUCCAGACCGCCGUGCGUCUGCUGCUGCCCGGAGAGCUGGCCAAACACGCCGUGUCCGAGGGCACCAAGGCAGUGACCAAGUACACCAGCUCCAAGUAGAGAUUCAACCGAGACUAUCAGCGACCCAAAGGCUCUUUUAAGAGCCACCCAUAUUUUCAGUUAAAAGAGACUAUUUGUGUUUCGGUAAUUAUAAGUAGCUUAUGUUUGCCGGCCUUUAUUUUUGGGGUUCGUAUGAGGAUUUUGAAAAUUUGGCUUUUAGUGAAUUAGAUCAAUCUGCAAAAUAUGUUCUGCUACAAGACCCAAACAAGAGCUUAAUUAGGUUAGUAUAAUGUAAAAAGAAUGCUCUAACUUUGUGUGUAAAGAUAUAUUAGAUUUGCAUUGCUUAAAACGUCCAUAAAAUGAAAACGACUUUAGUUCUUGUAACUUGUUUUUUGCCUUUUGAGCUGCUUUUAUAAAAUAAGCUUUACAUGUUUGUGUUAUUUCGAAUAACGUAAUGAACUUUUACUAUUAACCUUGAAAUGUUUAAUCAGUGAUGCAAAAUACUAUACUAUACUAUACUAUACUAUACUAUACUAUAUAGUUUAAUUGGUUUUCAUUUAUGACUGUUUGUGUUUCCACUCAGAUACUUUCUUCUGUUUACUAUUUUACUACACAAACAAACAGUGAGUGUACAAGACAUCCCUCUAGACUUCAUACUCUCAUUUCUGUAUUUAUUUAUCCUGAAAUAUUUACCUUAUUGGUUGUGUGGAAUUUAGAUUAGAACAAAAUCACUUUACUACCUGGUUAAAAGCACUGCAACCAGCAACCAGAUCUCUAUCAAUCAGACACAUUACAAGAUCAUCAUGUGUUCAUGUGGCUGCUACAAUUGUAUCUGUAAUUUUUUGAAAUUGUCAGAACAAUCAUAAAUUUAAUUGGUUUGAUGGGAUGUUUUUUUUUUUUUUUUUUCUCAACCCACUGUGUUUAUGGUGUUUGUAAAUAUUAACAGUUAAUAAUUAAUAGUUAUA